UCGUUUUGGAAUAUCAGGACCCUGGGACUACAUCAAUAUAUCGUAUAUUCUAUUCCACUUGGAAGUCGCGAGAUAAAGAGCUCUUAUCUGAAGUUCUCCACAUGGCGAGACUCGGUAACCUCUCCAGUCACCUCCGAGCUUGUCAACGCAAACCCAUCCACAAUGGAAGUAGUGCAGAAAGAACACAGCCGGCUCCUCAAAAGAACCGAGGGCUCUCAGGGUAUCAAGAAUGUUCAGUCUGCAAUUGAUUCACUGCAGUCUGCUCGUGAUGCCAUAGCUGCUGAUCCAUCCAGAGCCUCUAUCACUCUAGCCACUCUUCAGAACUCGGUCAAAUCUUCCUUUGACUCUAUCAAUGACAGCCUGAAAGAGACUCACAGUGGCCUCAACAAGUACACUAAAUCUCUCGAUAAGCUUUUUAAAGACCGACCACUGCCUAGUACUGACGACGAUGGGCUCUCCGCACAAGAGAACCUCAUCAACCGCGCCAUCGCCAUGCAUCUCCUUCGCGAAGGUCAAUUCGGCGUGGCCGCCACCUUCCUCUCCGAAAUUGCCGAGCAAAAGACAAUAAGCCCAGUCUCCCCAAAUAGGCGUGAACCGACCAAUACAUCAGCCGCCCUGCUCGAUAAUGACGAAGUCCCUUCGACCGAGAUCCGGAAACAGUUCGCCUCAAUGUACUAUAUCCUACAACAACUACAAGAGAACAGGAACUUAUUACCUGCAAUCGAGUGGUCAAGGGAAAACCGCGAGGCGCUGGAAGCCAGAGGCAGUAACCUCGAAUUUGAGCUCUGCCGACUACAGUAUGUAUGGUUAUACCAUGGCGGAGCGAACAGCCAGGGAACCGGAAGCGGAUGGCUAGCUGCGCUCGAGUAUGCGCGACAGGAGUUCCAUGUCUUUGUGCCCCGAUAUUUGCGAGAAGUUCAGCAGCUAGUCGGCGCAAUGGCGUACUCGCCCAACCUCGGUGGAUCGCCAUAUGCAGCUCUUUUCAACAACACUUCGGCUUGGGAUGACGUAGCUCACUUCUUCACUCGCGAGUUCUGUUCCUUGUUGGGUCUUUCCGCAGAAUCGCCACUUUAUAUUGCUGCUACGGCUGGCGCCAUCGCUCUCCCGACAUUAUUGAAGCUACAGACCAUUAUGAAAUCGAAGCGCACGGAGUGGACAUCCGACAACGAGCUUCCGGUCGAAAUACCGCUCCCUCCUCAAUAUCUCUUCCAUUCUAUCUUUGUCUGUCCGGUGUCCAAGGAACAGGCGACCGAUGAGAACCCUCCUAUGAUGAUGCCAUGUGGACACGUUAUUGCGAACGAAUCGUUGAAACGCCUGGGUAAAGGUAACCGUUUCAAAUGCCCGUAUUGUCCCAGCGAAAGCCACCCCAAGGAAGCCAAGAAAGUAAUCCUAUAA
Messenger RNA from Penicillium coprophilum, 1395 nucleotides. Its product is annotated as ubiquitin-protein ligase RMD5. NCBI's taxonomy places the organism in Eukaryota, Fungi, Ascomycota, Eurotiomycetes, Eurotiales, Aspergillaceae. Gene Ontology annotation, biological process: proteasome-mediated ubiquitin-dependent protein catabolic process. The transcript has 4 exons. The annotation marks the transcript as partial. Gene Ontology annotation, cellular component: GID complex; nucleus; cytoplasm. The record is from RefSeq and is a predicted model, not a curated record. Gene Ontology annotation, molecular function: protein binding; ubiquitin protein ligase activity.